AUGAGGCGAGUGUGCGUGCGCAUGCAUCUCUCACAACCCGUGGAAAGAAUGGGAUGGGUAAUGGGAUGUUGUCGCCGCAAGCAACGUUUCAGAGAGCGGCUAUUUAGUUGUAUUUAUUGGUUGGUUGGUACUUUGUACUUAUUUCCUUCGACUCAUAUGAUUAAGGAGAGGGAAGAGGUAAGCAGACUUGCCCUUUGGUUUUUUUUUAAAAAAUUACUCACCCAGUUGAAGUGUCAUUGGCUCCCGCCAGACGUAGCACACCGCCAGGACUGGAAGUGUUGA
This is a messenger RNA of Trypanosoma brucei brucei TREU927, 282 nucleotides long. RefSeq lists its product as hypothetical. The transcript has a single exon. The record is from RefSeq and is a predicted model, not a curated record. NCBI's taxonomy places the organism in Eukaryota, Euglenozoa, Kinetoplastea, Trypanosomatida, Trypanosomatidae. The coding region runs from base 1 to 282 and encodes 93 amino acids.